AUGCUCCUCCCUACUACGUCCUCAUCCUCUCCUGAAUCCUCCAUCUGCUCAACUUCAUCCUUUGAAUCUUCCAUCAAAUUAUGCGCUGUCUGUGAUCUACCAGCCAAAGGAAAACACUUCGGAGUCUAUAGCUGUCGAGCGUGUGCUGCCUUUUUUCGACGAGCGUCCACCCAAACCGAUGGAAUCCGUGUGUGCAAGAAGAACAAUAACUGCAAAUUAUUCAAUGGGAAUGGAUGGUUUCAAUGUAAAAAGUGUCGGUUGGACAAGUGUUAUAAAGUGGGAAUGAGUGUGCAGAAUUUCCAAUUCGAUAGAGAUCUGAUAAGGACAAAAGUUCAAGUGAUGGAGAGAAAUAUGCCAGCGACAAUCGAAGAAUUCAUUGGACGUCCCCACUUUGUCAUUUCCUGCGCUCCAAAUAUGCUGAAAAUGAACCCCUACGAGAAGAUAAUUGACUGCAAUGAAUUUGUAGGGAAAGGAAAGAAUAUAUUGUUUGGGGGCUCCGAGUCCCCCUUCCACUUCUCCAACACUCUCCAAAAAAUGGCACUGGCACGACGGAGAAUGGAGGGGCGACACAACACCACGGUGAAAGUGAUCACCACUUAUGGGGAAGCUGAAACUAUGGCAUUCUGGGAGAAUGACUUUUUAAGAGCUGCCAAAUGGUUCACCUAUUUUGAUGAGUUUCAGAGAUUGGAGCAAGGGGAGCAGCUAAAAAUCCUGGCCUCUGUCUGGCAUGUGUGGAGUAGACUUGAUAAGCUGGCCAUCACUGCGAUGGGUCGACGGAAGAAGCUGUGUGGAGACUUUGUAAUGUUUAGCCAUGGGGAUGAGUACUCUGUGAUGGAUAUGAAGAAUAUGGAGAUCGAUUUGACAUGGUGUGCGAGGUUGACGAAUCAACAGAUGAAGUUUUUCUACGACACAUCUGAAACCAACAUAACCUACAAAUACGCCCAGGAGAUGAUGGACUUGAAUCCAGAUGACGUGGAGCUGUCCUUCAUGCUUGCGGAGCUAGUACUUACUCAUGCCGGGCAUAGACUCAAAGGAGAAACUCAAGAGAUUUGUGAGAAUUUAUUGGAGCGGCUGGCUAACAACCUUCAUGAGUAUUAUGUGAAUGAGAAGGAGACACCGAGAUAUUCUGGGAGGCUCGCGCAGAUUUUGAAGCUGAAUCGGAAGUUGAGGGAAGAAAUAAUGCAAAUUCGAUCGAAACUGCAACUUGCCAAAGUGUUCGAUGUGCACACAGUGGAGUUUUCUCAUAUGGAGUUUUUUGAGGACUUGUGA
Caenorhabditis remanei is the source of this 1269-nucleotide messenger RNA. RefSeq lists its product as uncharacterized. The record is from RefSeq and is a predicted model, not a curated record. The transcript has 8 exons. Bases 1 to 1269 code for a protein of 422 amino acids. Lineage: Eukaryota; Metazoa; Nematoda; Chromadorea; Rhabditida; Rhabditidae. Gene Ontology annotation, biological process: regulation of DNA-templated transcription. Gene Ontology annotation, molecular function: sequence-specific DNA binding; zinc ion binding; DNA-binding transcription factor activity.